Messenger RNA from Zymoseptoria tritici IPO323, 1038 nucleotides. RefSeq lists its product as uncharacterized. Gene Ontology annotation, molecular function: acyltransferase activity. The record is from RefSeq and is a predicted model, not a curated record. The annotation marks the transcript as partial. NCBI's taxonomy places the organism in Eukaryota, Fungi, Ascomycota, Dothideomycetes, Mycosphaerellales, Mycosphaerellaceae. The transcript has a single exon. Gene Ontology annotation, cellular component: endomembrane system.
AUGACGGUCAAUGGCACUGCUUCGAUCAAGAAGCCAAUCUCGCAAGCCGGCGUCAGUCUACAAUCUGGCCAGGACAACCCAAACCCAAUCCGCCAUGGAGGAAUGGGCCAAGCAGAACGAGCGUUCUCCGCUGCAUCAACGUUCCUGUCCGGAGUCAUGGCUAUAUCGGCAUCCCAGUUCAUCGGAGCGCCGCUCAAGUUGGUCGAUGUCAAAUUCUACGAAGCCUACAUGGCCUGGACGAAGGAGUCUUUCGCUGUAUUGGUAACUACCAUCACGCAAUGGUGGGCUCCAACAGUAGUUCGGGUCAGCGGAGACGAAAGCAUGAAAGAUCAAAUCUUUCAGAUGGACGAUGGAACGCUCAAGUGCAACUUUCCUCAUCGACUGGUCUUGAUGGGGAAUCAUCAGCUAUACACAGACUGGCUUUACCUGUGGUGGAUCGCCUACACCAACAAUACCCACGGCCGAGUCUACAUUAUCCUCAAGGAGAGUCUCAAGAAAGUCCCCAUCAUCGGCUGGGGCAUGCAAUUCUACAACUUCAUCUUCUUGAGCCGGAAUUGGGAGCAGGAUCGGUACAAGUUCAAGCAUCAUCUCGACCAGCUCAAAGAUCCAGAUGACCCAAUGUGGCUGCUCAUCUUUCCCGAGGGCACGAAUCUCUCCGAAAGCACAAGGGAAAAGUCUGCAAAGUGGGCAGAGAAGACAGGUGUUUCUGACAUGAAGCAUCAACUAUUGCCUCGAAGCACUGGACUGCAGUUCUGUUUGCAGGAACUACGAGCAUCGACGAAUUGGCUUUACGACUGCACAAUCGCCUAUGAGGGCGUGCCGAAAGGGAUGUACGGUCAAGACAUUUUCACCUUGAAGUCAUCCUUGUUUGAAGGGCGUCCACCGAAGUCCGUCAACAUGUACUGGAGACGAUACAAGAUUGCCGACGUUCCCUAUGAAGAUAGCGAAGCGUUCAGUCGUUGGCUACUGAAUCGAUGGAGAGAGAAGGACUAUCUUCUCGAAUACUACUACAAAUUUGGAAGCUUUCCGGCAGAAGAU